Messenger RNA from Spodoptera littoralis (African cotton leafworm), 594 nucleotides. Lineage: Eukaryota; Metazoa; Arthropoda; Insecta; Lepidoptera; Noctuidae. The record is from the annotation of a GenBank genome assembly.
AUGUUUUCUUUGAAGAUUACCGUUGCCCUUUGCAUUGUUGCGGCUGCGACCGCGUAUCCUUCUCCCAGCGAAGACGGCAGGUGGAACCCUUACAAAUAUGGCGAUGAUGGCAAGUACAUUCCCGGCAAUGAGGGCAAGUACAUUCACAUUCCGAACCCCUACAUCCACAUCGACAACCCUUACGAUGGAGGCUUUGGACCUUAUUCACACGACUAUGAACCUUAUGUCGGAGAGGCAUCAGUAGACCAGUACAGACUCAUCAAGUACCCAGGAGAAGAUAAUCCCUUCUACACAAAGGGAUACUACCAGAACAAUGGCAUCAAGAUCAUCAAGCAGAACCACAACUACAAGGAGGACAAAUACGACUUCGAUUUCGAAACUGAAAACAAGAUCCGUGCUGAAGAGAAAGCUAUUCUGAAGAACCCCAACACCAUUGAUGAAGGCAUUGCUUCCAAGGGUUUCUACGAGUACAUUGGACCCGACGGUUUCAUGUACAGGGUAGACUACACCGCCGACGAGAACGGUUUCCGUCCCUCAGUGAAGAGAUUAGAAACCCCGUAUUCUGGCAAGUGGAUAUACGAAAAAGUCAACUAA